CAGUGCUCAUUGCUGCCUUUUGUGGCCUUUGGGCAGAGCCUCCCAAAAAGCCCAGCACUCCACCGGCUCCUGUGUCCAUUGCUUGAUCCAAAGUGCAGGAGAGAUCCCACCUAAACAUUAGGAAGAACUUCCCAAUGGAUAACAACAGCAGCAGGCGUGAUGAUAUCUCCAUCUUUUACGUAGUCGUGUAAACUGUCCAGAUGUGCCAUAGGAGAAUCCGAUUGAGGACCUUUGAUGCUGCCUGCAUUCCAGCAUGGGCCAAACCAGCAUGCCUACCCUGAAAUUCCCCAAGACCACCGAACCUCUGUGGCAUAAAUGGGACAGGAAGGCUCAGAAAUGCGGCUUGCUGAGCACGGUUCACGCCGUCAACGGGGAUCAAUACACUGGAGAAUGGUGGGACAAUAUGAAACAUGGCAAAGGCAUACAAAAAUGGCAGAAGACUGGCGCGAUCUACAGCGGAGACUGGCAAUUCGGGAAACGCGAGGGCUAUGGGAUCUACGGCAUUCCUAACCCAUCCGGGGUGGGUUAUCGGAAAGUGUAUUCGGGUUGGUGGAAGAACGACAAAAUGCAUGGUUUUGGAGUUAAGUUUUUCUCGGAGACAGAGUAUUACGAAGGGGACUGGUAUGCCGGGAGGAGACAAGGCUGGGGACGGAUGUACUACAAGGACGGCUCCAUUUAUGAAGGCCAGUGGUUCGAGGAUGCGCCAAAUGGGACAGGAAUGCUACGCCAUAAAAAUGAAAAUCGAUAUGAAGGCAGCUGGAAAAACGGCAAGAAACACGGCCCGGGGAAGUUCAUCUACUUGGAGACAGGGCAGCUUUAUGAAGGUUUCUGGGUGGCCGGUGCUGCAAAGUGUGGAACCAUGAUUGAUUUUGGCCGGGAAGAAGCUCCCUUGCCAACUCGCUAUCCAAUCCCAAAGGUCGAACUGGCAGACACCGAAGGUGUGUUAGAUGAAGCAGUGCAUAAGUUAAAGAUGACUGAAGAAUACAUUUCUCACUCUCAGAAAAAAUGAUGGCAGUUUGUGACCAAUGAGAAGCCAUAGCCAACAGAGAGGCCUCCUUGAACUACUUCACUCCCAAAUAUAUACUUGGUACUGCUGAGUUUUUGGCCUAUCUUUCAUUCUCUCCUUCUGAUAGUUCAAGGUCCUUUUGGUUUCAUUUAGCAACUGAAGCCAAGAUAGAGAAAGGAGUGAGGACACAGCCGGUUUUCCCCAAUGUUAGAAGUGGAAGACGUUUCACAAUUCUUUGGUGGUUACUUACUUCAGAUCAUUGUUCCUAGAAGCAGCACCUGGAUUCUCAAGGAGAAGCAUUAGUCCAAUGGGCUUUCAGACCACAUGUCGUGUAGCAUGAAAACAAAUGUGCAUUUUACAAGAAGCGCUUUCAUGAAGAACAAGGCCAUUUCUUCGACAAGGAGAAUAUGCAGAAAUAGAAAAUUAAACCAGGCCUGAUCUCUCCCUCGAGAUGACUAAACUGAGGCUAUAAUACUUCGGCCAUAUCAUAAGAUGAUGUGAGUCACUAGAAAAGACACUAAUUCUUGGUAAGGCAGAAGGCAGUAGGAAAAGAAGACCAGAUUCCAAGAGAGACUCUAUCAAGGAAGCCACAACCCUGAGUCUGUAAGACCUAGGCAAGAUUCUUGAGGAUGGAGACUGAGAGGUCUCUCAUUCAUAGGGUCGCCAUAAGUCAAUGUCAAUUUGAUGGCCGGGUUGCUGAAGGUUUUUUCGGACUAUAUGGCCAUGUUCUAGAGGCAUUCUCGCCUGACAUUUCGCCUGCAUCUAUGGUAAGCAUCCUCAGAGGUAGUGAGGUCACAACAACCCAGUGAUUCCAGCCAUGAAAGCCUUCGACAAUACAAUUUGAUGGCAGUUAACAACAACAAACCCCCCCCCCCCCUUAAGUUAACAGUAUAUUAUGGGGGACAACUGCUUCAUGCUGAGCAGGGAACAUACAGCUAGGCCUCAGUUUACAUCAGAGUUGGGUUCAUGUAACUAGAGACAGAUGUACAUGGAGAGAACCAGUUCCAUGGAGAAUCAUUGCUCUGCUGUGGUGAAGGGCCUCCUUCAGUCACUUGAGGGGACGUUGGACCUAUCCAUGCCUUUGUUUCUUAUUUACCCCCUUGUGUAUAUUCAGUGUUUUGGCAAAUCCGGUAUGACUGGGUCCUGAGUAAGUCAACCCCCAAGACAUGUAUAGCAUCAUGGGGAACACCAAGCAUGAGAUCUUCCUCUGAAGUAAUUCAAGAGUAUGUCUGUUCUGAUUUGCCCAAGCAUUCAUGGGAUCUUUUGGGAUCUGGGUUAAUUAUAACUGAUGUGGAGUGUAGCUUGUAACCCACAGUGGAGUGUCAGUCAUACAAUACAGAAAUUGGAUGUUGUCAUGGAGAGAAUCUAAAACAGUUUGAAUAGAACGGAGAUCUACCUCCCCCACUUAAUUUAAGACUUCUUCAAAUAAGAAUCUUGAGUCAAAGGUUUAUGACUGAUACUUCAUUCUUCCUUGUACAUGUAGGAGAAAUUUGACAUUGAAAAAGAUAAAUCUUUGAAAGCCAAUGAUAUAUCUUCAUUUUUUAAAACAAGAACUUUUAUUCAGUUUUGUUAUAAUUCUAUGAAAAUGUUUAGAUAGAAACAAAUACUUUGAGGACAACAAGAAUUGUAACAAACAGAGAAGAUGAGCAGUAACGAUAGCUUGAUAACCAUAAAGCCCAAGAACCAUGAAGCCAUAAUAGCUGGGAUGUAAGUUCUAGGUACAUUUCAAAAGUCGUGUGCCAGUCAUCGUUUCAGUUGAAUUCGGGACUCCCUGUUUAGCGUUAGAAACCCACUGGGAGACUUUGGGCAAGUCCCAAAUAAUGGGAAAGGAAGGUGAUGAUGUAGAUCAGCCUGAGGCUGAUGGGUUCCCUGAUGAUUUAGAGGAUUGUGUGGAUUGCCUGGAGCUUGAAGCGAUGAAGUCAGGGGAAUGAUGUGUCUCUCUGUAAGAAAUCUGACUCGGAAAGUUCAGGGCUUCAAGGUCAGUCAGCAGAGCCAGAAACUGCAACAUUAGAUAAGGAGUCGGCCAAAGAGCUAAGUGAUACAGAAGGCUCUCAGGGGAAAAUGCCUGGAGCCACGGAGAUCAACAAAGGUCUUCUUUUACAGAUCAGAGCAGAAAAUAGGCAUUGUAGGUCAGAGCGACUGUAUGGGAAAGUUAGGGAGAGAGUCUGUGGGAAAUGGCAUGCCAUCACGGGUGCCUAUUAAUUAGCAAGUUGUUUACCUAAGGGUUAGU
Anolis sagrei ordinatus is the source of this 3236-nucleotide messenger RNA. It is a transcript of the gene MORN3, whose product is annotated as MORN repeat containing 3. The record is from RefSeq and is a predicted model, not a curated record. Lineage: Eukaryota; Metazoa; Chordata; Lepidosauria; Squamata; Anolidae.